AUGGCGCAAUCAGCUUCAAAGACUGUGAGUAUUGGCGUCUCACCGCAAGCAAUUGCAAAAGAUGACAUGAUAGACUUCGGAGACUUUGCGAGCACAGAGGAUGAAGAAAUCGACGUCGAAGAAUAUGCUGAGCCUUGGGAAAAGUAUGAUCCCGAAACACAAAACGCUUAUUAUCCAAUCUGUCUUGGAGAGAUUCUCAACGAAAGAUACCUGAUUGAGCACAAACUCGGUGCUGGUGGUUUCUCUACUGUCUGGAUGGCCCUUGACCUCCAGGAAAACAAAGAUAUCGCUGUCAAAGUCUUUCUGACAAACUUAGCUAUAAGUACUCGCAUGUCAGCUGCGAAGCAAUUGUUAAAGGCAUUGGAAGCUUUGCACAACGCUGGCAUUGUGCACCGCGAUCUGAGCGAGAGUAACUGCCUAUGGGGGAUGGCGCCUCUUCACAAUCUUAGCAGGACUGCUAAAUAUGAACUACUCACUCGGCCAUUAAAGAUAACCAUCCAAGAUAUCGAGCUCUGGAAGCCUGGAGAGUUGGUGCGGCCCAUACAGGUCCCUGAAACUCUGCGCACAGAAGACCUCUAUCUCGCUGACUUCAGUCUGGCCAUGAAGGUUGGCGAUUCCGUGGCUCAACCCGGCGAACCACCUCUGUGUUUCUGCUCCCCGGAGCGUCUCCAUGGAGAAGCCCCAAGCUUUGCCUGCGACAUGUGGAGCUACAUGGUCAACUUUGUUGAACUUUACCAAGGGGGACGACCAUUCCAUGAUGGGUACAUAGGCGGAGUUUUGACGACUAUUACCGCCCGUCUGGGCCCGCUACCAGAGCAAUGGAAAGGAUCUUACAUCUAUGAUGAUUGUCUGGAUUCCUGGUACGAUCAGAAUCGGACGCCCGAUACGAACAAGACCCUCGCAUCAGAGCUUGCGCGCUAUCGACCCGAUGCCGAUCUGGCGGAACGAGAACUUGUCCUCUUCAUCAUGCAGAAGGUAUUCAUAUACUCACCCGAGGAGCGUCUGACUGCGACGCAGCUUCUGGCCGAUCCUUCAUUCAAAGCUCUCAUGGCUCGGUAUGGUUGUUGA
Aspergillus tubingensis is the source of this 1068-nucleotide messenger RNA. Its product is annotated as kinase domain-containing protein. Bases 1 to 1068 code for a protein of 355 amino acids. The record is from RefSeq and is a predicted model, not a curated record. The transcript has 3 exons. Gene Ontology annotation, biological process: protein phosphorylation. Gene Ontology annotation, molecular function: protein kinase activity; ATP binding. NCBI's taxonomy places the organism in Eukaryota, Fungi, Ascomycota, Eurotiomycetes, Eurotiales, Aspergillaceae.